UUGUUGAUAUAAGAAGGGUUUAAUUUUAGUUUUACGAACUGCUGUGCUGCGUACUGUAGCGGUAGUGCCAAGCUUGAGUGUUGGUAUAUGGACAGUUAUUUGAGUAAUUAUCAAGAUGAUCAGUGUCUCUUUAUACCUCAGAAUGUCACCUUAUAGUUGUGUAAUAGUGAUAGUUAAAGGUUCGUGUUUAAAGUCUAGGAAGGGCGAGAUGUAGUUUUGUUGACAUUUUCACUGUGUCUGCAUCACAUCAGCAAGUGGUGGAUGAAGCUCCUUCAUUGAAGGCACUACAGCCAGUGAUGCCAGUUGAAGGCACUACAGCCAGUGAUGCCAGUUGAAGGCACUACAGCCAGUGAUGCCAGUUGAAGGCACUACAGCCAGUGAUGCCAGUUGAAGGCACUACAGCCAUUGAUGCCAGUUGUAGGUGAUGAAGGCACUACAGCCAGUGAUGCCAGUUGAAGGCACUACAGCCAGUGAUGCCAGUUGAAGGCACUACAGCCAGUGAUGCCAGUUGUAGGUGAUGAAGGCACUACAGCCAGUGAAAAUCAUCAUCGAUUGUGCUUUUAUAUCAACAGGGUCAAAUAGCAGGAUGGAAGAGCAGACUGAAGGUGACAACAAUGAAAUGGUGAUGAGGGUGACAUUUAUCACCAAAGGAUUCAGGUUGAAGGAGGAUGGCCUGGUGGAUCUACAAGACUACGUGAACAGCUAUAUUGAAAUGAACAAAUUCUUCAAGGUCUUAGGACCUUUUUUCCAAUUCAUUGCUCGAGACGUUGGUGUGAAGUUAGCAAUCCUUCAAAAAUAUCUUGACGGAAGUAACAGACAUCACUACUCUACCGUCCAGUCCAUGAUAAAGUACGAGAAAGAGAAGAACCUCCUUACCAGUAGCGACAGAUCAUCUGGGGCAAGAACCUUGUUGAGGGUACAUCGAGCGCUUGACUUUGUCAAAGAUUUUAUUGUAGAAAUACUAAAUAGUUCGGACAGUGAAACCUUUGGGAAGAAAGUUUCUAGCGUCUACACAAAAACUCUAGCCAAGUUCCAUGGACCAAUAUUAGCAAAUACACUUCCAAAAAUUCUCCUCUUGAUGCCCAGUCAUCAAGUCAUCUUGGACAGGCUGUCAAGAGGAAAUACCGCUACAGAAACACAACUUCGUGCAGAACUGCUGGAGCUAGUCACGGCAGUAAAUGUUGUAUAUAACAAGACCCAGCAGAUAUACGAAGAAAAUGAGAUUUUUGAUUUACCCUGAGUCUUGAUGAGGGAGAAACUCGUUAGUUUACCUAUCAAGUUGUUUUUGUCAUGUAUAGUAAUGUCCUUAGAUAACGGGUGCAGUUCUCAGUGCUAUAUCUUAUGUUUUUGUUAGGUUUUGUGAUUGUCGUGUACAUUAUAAUUGUUCCUUUUAUAUUAUGUACUGUAUUAGGAAUAAGUUUAAGGUGUAGUAUAGCACACUUCUGGGCCCCCCUUUCUUAUGGUUCAAUUAAGUUUUAAGUAAUUAUGUUCAAACUAGUCCAAGUAACACUACUGCCACCACAGGCUUUGAACCCACAUUCACUAGAUUGGAAAAUGAGUUUGCUAUCACCCGGCUAAAAAAAUCCUGUUGAAUCUGACCUCCACUGCUGUCAAAAAAGAGGACUUGGGUUGUGGCUGGAAAUGUACCCCUCCCCACUCUUAUUAUGGAAAACUGUCCAUUAAACUAAAUUUGUUUAUACCAGCCUUUAUCUAAUGACACAACUCCAGGCAUAAAUGAAGGCAAUGUAACCCUUUGAGGAGGAUGGUUUAACCCUUUGAGGACAUUGGAUUAAUCUUUUUGAUGAUGAUUUAACCCUUUCCAGAUGAUGGUUUAUCCCUUUGAUGACAAUAGUUUAAACAUUAGAGGACAAUGAUUGAACCCUCCUGGACUCAUGGGGUUAAAACAAAGAUAAAACACUGACAAAUGAAUGGGGUUUUAGUGUUAUGAUUUAUGUGGCAUUCCAUAAUUUCUCCAGCUGUAGUUAAAAAUUAAAUACUCUUUCCUUUGUGAUGUCAGGUCAUUUGAUUAAUCUUACCUCUUGUAGUUUGCAAUGGAGUUCAGGUUAAGUUCCUGAGCUAACAGUGAAAGGUCAGGUUCAAAUGACUUUUAAGCCAUUUGUGAUGGACUGUAGGAACUAGCAGCCUCACUUGCCAUCUGAGUAUUGUGUGUGUGUGUGUAAAUCCUGCACAAGAGAUAUAUUGUACCCCCUGCACAAGAGAUAUAUUGUACCCCCUACAUGAGAGAUAUAUUGUACCCCCUUCCAUGAGACACAUUGUACCCCUGUACAUGGAAAGUAAUAUGCAGUUAUUUUAUUCAUAGUACAGAAUAUGGAGGAGGUAGAAUGCCCCAUUAUCCACCCCACAUGCUGGUAGAUGCAUGUGACAUCAAAUAGGAAAUAAUAUACAGGGAUGAAUUAAUAUAUUUUUCUAUUAAUUAUAGUGAGAGAAUGAAAGGCCGAGUACCUCUAACCCCUUCACUCCGGGGAUGCCUCAUUUAACGAAUUGUUUAACAGUAGAUGAUUUUAUUCAGCACAGAUGGGAGCCCGUACACAAGUGGUUAUGUUUGUAGAGAUUGUUGUGACAGUUUGAGAAUAAAGUAGGAUGCAGUUUGUUAAAUUGUAUUACAGCAAGUGAUAUAUAUCAUUCACCAUGUCCAAGUUUCAAGUCCAGGCAGUCCAAGUCUUUAAAAUUUACCUUGUUGAAAUCUAGUCAGAAAUCUUAUUCCAAGUCCAAAUAAAGUCCAGUUUUUAUUGAUGUUUCAAGACAUGGUACUUAAACAUUGUGUCAUUGUAGAGCUGUAACAAAUUAUGUAUUCUGAGAAGCUGGUGCAGGUCUGUUCAAGCAUCACAUCUGAUUAUUGUUAUAGGUAAUAUACAGCCACUCAUAAGACUAUCUUUACAAAAUUGUGUUGAGAAAAUAAGACAAUGGAUGAAUGAUUUUGACAACCCUACUGAGACAACAAGAGUCAGUGUUCAUUCUGGAAUUCAUUGACCCCUUCUCCCCAAAGUAAAAAUAGUUUUUGAGUUACUGUACAUAAUGCAUUUGAUUAUUUUUGAAUCUGUGAUCGAUUGGGAUAUAUGCUUGAACCUUAAGUAGCCUAACUAGUUUGGGGGGCUCCAGUUAAUGCAAUAGUGUGUCUCAGAGGUGCUAAAUAAUUUUGUGUAAUGGAUGGGAAAACAGUUGUUGGUUUGAGUGAUAUUUGGGGAAAACAGUUAUUGAUUAUGGAGGCAUUUAGGGAAAACAGCGGUUGAUUAUAGAUAUAUUUAAGGAAAACAACUGUUGGUAAUGGAGACAUUUAUUCUCAAAAGACAUUAUCUUACUGUAAUAAUGAUCAAGAGGAGUAAUGAGCCUUUUUAGCUGUUUAGAAUUACAUUACUGCAUUAUUGUAUUUGAGAAACUUUAGCCUCUUUGUGCUCCUAAACAGGUCCCAUGUGAGCAUGUCAAUAUACAGUACAGGUUGCGCUUAAAAAAUCCAAAGUGUUUGGGACCAAAAUCAUUUCGGAUAACUAAAAAUUUUUGGUAACUGGAAGAUCAUUAUAAAAGCCUUAAUAUUUCACUAAGCACAAUAUACUUGUAAAAUUCUGUAUGAUAAUUCUAAACUAAUAUAUAAUAUGUUUAACUGAUAUUAAACUAAGAUAAUAAAUAGGGGUGAUGGAUAACUGAUAUUGUACAGUAGUUUGGAUUUUUUAAGUUGCAGCCUAUGUGCUGUCUCUGCUGAAUAUUAACUGAUGCACUUGUGGUCUUAUUGUGAAGACACUUAUGGAUGGUGUGUAUAAUGUUGUCCUUAAGCCAUCACCAGUGAUUUAAGGAAUCAUGAGAUCCAAUGUUUUAUAAUACAGUAUAUCUAUUUUUUUUACAUUACAUAGCAAUUCUCAAAUAAAAUUUCACUCACGUUUGGACAAAAUCUUGUAUGAAGUUUACUGCAUUAUUCUUUGUCAAAUAAAAGAUUAUCUGUAAGCUUUAGCAGGAGUAAUAAAUAUGUAGGAAAUGUUUAUUUUUACAACCACUAAACAUGUAAUUUAUUUUAUUAUAUAUGUAACUUUGUACACCAUUGAUACAGUGGACAAAUACUGUAUGUAAUUUUGUUUAUUAAGGAUUUAAAGUGGACCUAGCUCGAGUCGUCAGGUCCAUUAUGCUUUAGGCCAAACUAAAGUAAUACCAAGUCUAUCAUGCUCAAGUCAAAGUCAGAGUCCAGGUGAAAAUUGGACACAGAUCUGGACUCGCGGACAACAACACCGAUAGAAGGCGUUUUAUUUUUAUAAUGUUGUAGCGAUGGUUUCAUUUGUGUGUCCAUGUAGCCUUAAUAUGUAUUGUGUAUUUCUGUGGAGCCAUAGACCUGUAUUUUAAGUUUCUCUGUAACCUUAGAUCUGUAUUGUAAAUUUUUCUGCAACUUUGGAUCUGUAUUGCAAGUUUUUUUCUGUAGCCUUACUGUAGAUCUGUAUGUUACCCUUCAAUUUACAGUUAAAACUUGUACAACGCUUUCUAGCAUUUAACCCCUUUGCUCUGUGAUGCUACUCUUAAUGUUUUAUUUGGUUAAUGCCACAUGAUUUUCCUCAGCACAAACAGACCCCGGUACAAUACACAAGGGUUAAAGGCCUACCUCCAGUCCAUUCAUUUCUCUCUAUUAUUAUUAUUGAUGAUUUCCAUAAAAUUAUAAAAAAGGUGAAUAAAAUAUGUUGAAGUACAAUUUUAGGAUAAAACUUUUCCUCUCGGACUUGUUGUUAUCCAAAGGUCAACGUGCACACUUGUUGAAAUCCACAAUGAUUAGAAUAAUGGGUAGAGUUGCUUUUUAUAUUGACUAUGGUGGUUUUUUAUGAUGUGAAUUUAUAUGCGAAUAAAACUAAAACAUGUACAGGGUAAUUAAUGUUAGGAUAUAAAAUAUACAGUGACAGUUGUAA
This is a messenger RNA of Homarus americanus (American lobster), 4898 nucleotides long. Its product is annotated as ceramide-1-phosphate transfer protein-like. The coding region runs from base 518 to 1240 and encodes 240 amino acids. NCBI's taxonomy places the organism in Eukaryota, Metazoa, Arthropoda, Malacostraca, Decapoda, Nephropidae. Gene Ontology annotation, cellular component: membrane; cytoplasm; cytosol. The record is from RefSeq and is a predicted model, not a curated record. Gene Ontology annotation, molecular function: ceramide 1-phosphate binding; ceramide 1-phosphate transfer activity. Gene Ontology annotation, biological process: ceramide transport; intermembrane lipid transfer. The transcript has 6 exons.